Molecule: messenger RNA, 507 nt
Organism: Phialemonium atrogriseum
Lineage: Eukaryota; Fungi; Ascomycota; Sordariomycetes; Cephalothecales; Cephalothecaceae
Product: DnaJ domain-containing protein
Exons: 2
Coding region: 1-507 (168 amino acids)
Cellular component (GO): nucleus; cytoplasm
Molecular function (GO): protein folding chaperone; protein-folding chaperone binding
Source: RefSeq, a predicted model, not a curated record
AUGUCUGUUGAGACAGCCCUCUACGAUCACCUGUGCAUCGCGUGCGAUGCCACCGUGGACGAUGUCAAACGCUCGUACAGGAAAGCAGCCUUGAAAUGGCACCCAGAUAGGAAUAAAGACAACCCCCGCGCCGCCGAGAAAUUCAAGCAGUGUUCGCAGGCGUACGAGAUACUCUCAGACCCCCAAAAACGUGCCAUCUACGAUGAGGCCGGGCUCGAAGGCGUUCUCAAGGGUGCCAGCACAAACAGCCAAUCUGUGUACAAAAGAAACACAUACAGCCGGUCUAUGCGCACGGCAGAUGCGGACGGCUUCCGUGGAUCCCGUGAGCGGCAGACGGGGGCCACCUCUUCAAGUUUCCGGUUUCAAGCAAGCUUUUCGUUCGGCCUUGGCAGUGGCUGGUCGUUUGGCUUUGGCAGCAGCAGCGGCAGCGUGAGCGGCACCGGCGGCGAUAACAACAGAGGGACAUCUCACGCUAGCUCCUCGAACAACGGCUUCGAGGACUCCUGA